Molecule: messenger RNA, 3718 nt
Organism: Tinamus guttatus (white-throated tinamou)
Lineage: Eukaryota; Metazoa; Chordata; Aves; Tinamiformes; Tinamidae
Source: RefSeq, a predicted model, not a curated record
AUUGUGGAUGUGUUCAUGGAGAACAGUCUUAUCCAGCAAUGCACUUCCUUCCUGCUGGAUGCUCUGAAGAAUAACCGUCCUGCAGAAGGCCACCUUCAGACACGUCUGCUGGAGAUGAAUUUGAUUCAUGCCCCACAAGUUGCAGAUGCCAUCCUUGGAAACCAAAUGUUUACACACUAUGAUCGUGCUCAUAUUGCGCAGUUGUGUGAAAAGGCAGGCUUGCUCCAGCGAGCUUUGGAACACUACACGGAUCUCUAUGAUAUUAAACGUGCUGUUGUUCACACUCACCUUUUGAAUCCUGAGUGGCUUGUGAACUUCUUUGGUUCUCUGUCCGUUGAAGACUCUGUGGAGUGCUUGCGUGCCAUGCUGUCGGCCAAUAUCAGGCAAAACCUACAGCUCUGUGUGCAAGUCGCUUCUAAAUACCAUGAACAACUUGGCACCCAGGCUCUUGUGGAGCUUUUUGAGUCUUUCAAAAGCUAUGAAGGACUGUUCUAUUUCCUGGGUUCCAUUGUAAACUUCAGUCAAGAUCCAGACGUCCACUUCAAGUAUAUCCAGGCAGCUUGCAAGACUGGUCAGAUAAAGGAAGUAGAAAGGAUCUGCCGUGAGAGUAACUGCUAUAACCCAGAACGAGUGAAGAAUUUUUUGAAGGAGGCAAAGCUCACGGACCAGCUUCCUCUGAUCAUUGUCUGCGAUCGAUUUGAUUUUGUUCAUGACCUGGUGCUCUACUUAUAUCGCAAUAACCUGCAGAAGUAUAUAGAGAUCUAUGUACAGAAGGUGAAUCCCAGCCGUAUACCAGCUGUGGUUGGAGGGCUUCUGGAUGUGGAUUGUUCUGAAGAUGUCAUUAAGAACUUAAUCAUGGUGGUUAGAGGGCAAUUUUCAACAGAUGAACUGGUAGCCGAAGUGGAGAAAAGAAACCGGCUUAAAUUGCUGUUGCCUUGGCUUGAAUCAAGAAUUCACGAAGGUUGUGAAGAACCUGCCACUCAUAAUGCCUUGGCCAAAAUCUACAUUGACAGUAAUAAUAAUCCAGAGCGGUUUUUUUACUAUGACAGCCGUGUAGUAGGCAAAUAUUGUGAGAAGAGAGACCCUCAUCUGGCCUGCGUUGCUUAUGAGAGGGGGCAGUGUGAUCUGGAACUCAUAAAGGUUUGCAAUGAGAACUCGCUGUUUAAGAGUGAAGCUCGCUAUCUGGUGCGCAGGAAGGAUCCUGAGCUCUGGGCAAAUGUUUUGGAGGAAAACAAUCCAUUCAGGCGGCAGCUUAUUGACCAGGUUGUCCAAACAGCUUUAUCAGAGACACAGGACCCAGAAGAGGUUUCUGUCACUGUGAAGGCUUUCAUGACUGCUGACCUGCCUAAUGAAUUGAUUGAGUUAUUGGAAAAGAUUGUCUUGGACAAUUCUGUAUUCAGUGAACACAGGAAUCUCCAGAACUUGCUGAUCCUGACUGCCAUCAAGGCUGACCGCACUCGUGUCAUGGAAUACAUCAAUCGACUCGAUAACUAUGAUGCCCCAGAUAUUGCGAAUAUUGCCAUCAGCAACGAGCUCUAUGAAGAAGCCUUUGCCAUUUUCAGAAAAUUUGAUGUUAAUACUUCUGCCAUCCAGGUGCUGAUUGAACACAUUGGCAAUUUGGACCGUGCCUAUGAAUUUGCAGAGAGAUGCAAUGAACCGGCAGUGUGGAGCCAGUUAGCUAGAGCACAGCUUCAGAAGGACUUGGUGAAAGAAGCCAUUGACUCCUAUAUAAAGGCGGAUGAUCCAUCUGCCUACAUGGAGGUUGUUCAAGCAGCUAAUAAAAAUGAUAACUGGGAGGACCUAGUCAAAUUCUUACAGAUGGCCAGGAAGAAGGCUAGAGAGUCUUAUGUAGAGACUGAACUUAUUUUUGCUUUGGCAAAAACCAAUCGUCUCUCAGAACUGGAAGAGUUUAUUAGUGGCCCUAAUAAUGCCCACAUACAGCAGGUUGGUGAUCGCUGUUAUGAAGAAGGGAUGUAUGAAGCUGCAAAGCUGCUCUAUAACAAUGUAUCUAACUUCGCUCGCCUGGCAUCUACGUUGGUGCACCUUGGAGAGUACCAGGCUGCGGUGGACAGUGGCCGCAAAGCCAACAGCACAAGGACAUGGAAGGAGGUCUGUUUUGCCUGUGUGGAUGGAAAGGAGUUCCGCUUGGCACAGAUCUGUGGUUUGCACAUAGUAAUCCAUGCAGAUGAACUUGAAGAGCUGAUUAGUUAUUAUCAGGAUCGUGGCUACUUUGAAGAACUGAUUGCCCUUUUAGAGGCCGCUUUGGGUCUCGAACGUGCUCACAUGGGAAUGUUUACUGAACUGGCCAUCUUGUACUCCAAAUUCAAGCCUCAAAAAAUGAGGGAACAUCUGGAACUCUUCUGGUCUAGAGUUAAUAUUCCAAAGGUGCUCAGAGCUGCAGAACAGGCUCAUCUGUGGGCAGAACUUGUAUUUCUGUAUGACAAAUAUGAGGAAUAUGACAAUGCAAUAAUUACAAUGAUGAAUCAUCCCACUGAUGCUUGGAAAGAAGGGCAGUUUAAAGACAUAAUUGCCAAGGUGGCCAACGUGGAGCUGUACUACAAAGCCUUGCAGUUCUACUUGGACUACAAACCUUUGCUGAUCAAUGAUCUUCUGCUUGUAUUAUCUCCACGGCUGGAUCACACCAGGACAGUCAAUUUUUUCUCAAAGGUUAAUCAGCUACUUCUAGUAAAGCCUUAUCUGCGUUCAGUCCAGUUAUUCUGUAUUAUCUCAUUGACUUCUGUUUGGAAGCUGUCCUAUCUGGCUUCUAAAGAAUUAGCUUUUCUGUUAAGACAAGGUUUGAGAGCUUCCAUUGAUGCCUAUGACAACUUUGAUAACAUAACGUUGGCUCAGCGCCUGGAAAAACAUGAACUGAUUGAGUUUAGGCGUAUUGCAGCAUACUUGUAUAAGGGGAAUAACCGCUGGAAGCAGAGUGUGGAGCUGUGCAAGAAGGAUCGUCUGUAUAAGGAUGCCAUGCAGUAUGCUGCAGAAUCCAAAGAUGCAGAACUAGCUGAGAAGCUGCUUCAGUGGUUCCUGGAAGAAGGCAAGCAGGAGUGCUUUGCAGCCUGCCUCUUCACAUGUUAUGACUUGCUGCACCCAGACGUAGUCCUCGAGUUGGCAUGGAGGCAUAACAUCAUGGACUUUGCAAUGCCUUAUUUCAUCCAAGUGAUGAGAGAGUACCUUACCAAAGUUGAUGGGCUGUUCUAUAAGGUGGAUAAACUUGAUGCUUCUGAAAGCCUAAGAAAAGAAGAGGAACAAGUAGCUGAACCCACUCCAAUAGUAUUUGGUCAGCAGCUGAUGUUGACAGCAGGCCCCAGCGCGGUACCUCCCCAGCCAAACUUCCCCUAUGGAUACACAGCACCAGGAUUCACCCAGCCGCCUGUUUAUGGUUUCAAUAUGUAACUAGCUCUCUGACAGACCUUUGCUGUCUCUGUUCUCUUCCUUCCCGUCCCUUUUUAACUUCUCCAAGAAGUGUACAAUGGUUCUAAGGCACAGAUGACCCUCUGUUGGCUGAACACUUGCUGCCCUGCUCAGUGAGGAGACUUCAACGGAUGCCUGUUACUGUUAUUUAUUGAUUAUUGUCCAGUUACAUUUCAACCUCUGAAAGGCAGCUUUUGUUAAUGACAUUGUGAGACUCUUGUCUGAAGUUAAGGCACUAUUUCACUAACUCAUACAGCAAUAGUGGCUUGAGGCCAGGGGGAAGAGUAUUUUUUUUUGCCUU